Symbiodinium necroappetens is the source of this 1988-nucleotide messenger RNA. Lineage: Eukaryota; Dinophyceae; Suessiales; Symbiodiniaceae. The record is from the annotation of a GenBank genome assembly.
AUGUCUCGCUCGACGAAGUAUUUCACCUCCAUUCUCCUGCGAGUGUGCGAUGUCAUCUUCAAGUUUGGCGUCUUUUGCGUUCUCCUUGGUGCCGGCCUCACAGGCUGGGGCUGUUCGUGUCCCUGUUCUGGAUCUGCUCUUUAUGGAACGGCCGUUGGGCCUUGUGCCGCAUCUCCCCUUCCCCCGAACGGCACCUGCUAUGCGCGCGUGGCGUAUGUGCCUUUGAGCUGCUGUUUGCUUGGCCUUGCGCUGGUGGUCUACUUCCAGUGCUGGAGCCGGGCAGCAGCAAGCCAAGCAUCUGACGACGCCUCCAUGCUGCGAGAUCCCGCCGAUCUGCCUUCAGCACUCGACUCGUUGGGGACUGUCGCCACACUUGCUGCAGGCUUCGUGAUGUACAACAUCACAACCUUUGACACAGAUGUCAUCCGCGGGCCCCUGUUCCACCAGCACGGAAACUUGUUCGGCUUGAACCGGUGGGGCUAUGCUUUUUUGUGGGCGAAUUGGCUGGCGUUUAGCCUAGGCGUUGCCGUGACCAUGUGCGUCCAGAUCAUCAAUGGCAACUUCGCAUGGAUCACGGACGAAGACCGUCGUCGACGAUACUUGACUGCGGUGGAGUCCCGCUUGCGCCCGGUGGAGAUACUCACACUUUCGAGCCUGGUCUGCUUCGUUCUUGCCUUUGGUCUCCUUGGCAUGGCGAAGAUGAGUCCAGACCGUCCCGAGGGCUUCGUGGCCAGCCUUGCAUUGCUGUCUGUGCUCGCAGUGCAGGCACAAAAGAUGUCGAAGUAUCGAAAACAUGCAGAGCGAGGAGAGCGGGGCAUCAUCUUGGACCAAUCCUUGUCCGUGGCCGUUCUCCAGAAGCAGCUGAAUGCGAUCACAUCUCCGUCCAUGAUGUUUGGGGGCUUCGCCUACAAUGGCAUCAGCUUCCUCUUCCGGUCGGGCGCGGAGUUGGCGCCGACAUAUGUCGUGGGCCCUCUGACCGGAAUGGAUGUUCAGCAGCCGAGGAUUCUAUAUGAUGGACAAGAUUUGGAGGACUCCACAACUCUCGAGUCUCCACGGGAUCUGCAGCUGCUCUUGCUGAGCUUCUCGGGCGUCUCUGACCUCACAGCUGCUGCUGCGGAAGGCGGGCAUGUGCAGAUCCUCUGCUUGCUGCUGGAGGCACAUGCCAUUGCCAACAGUGCUGUUGCUGGAAGCAGGUGUGAGGAACAGUGUGCAAAUUGGAUCGCAGCAAGGAACAACCACGUGGGCGUCGUGCGAUGCCUUCUUUCUGUCAGAGCCGACAAAGAUUUGCCAAACCGCGAUGGCGGCUCGCCUUUGUUAGCGGCCGCGGCUCUCGGCCACGUGGAGACUUCUCAAGCACUGCUGGAGGCAUGUGCGGACAAGAACGCGCCUGAUCAGGAUGGGGACGUCCCACUAAGCAUUGCAUCUGGCUAUGGCCAUGUAGAGAUCGUGCGUUUGCUUUUAGCGUCCCGUGCGGAGAUGACGGUGCGUAACACUAGCGGUGACACCCCCCUUGGGGUCGCAAGCAUGCGUGGGAAGCCGGAGACUGCUCGUGCUUUGUUACAGGCUGGCUGUUGCAAGGAUGAGCGCGACAGUGAGGGUGCGACACCACUUUGGUUAGCAUCAAAGUAUGGCCACACGGACACUGUACAUGUGCUGCUGGAAGCAGGAGUUGACAGAAAUGCUUGCAACGAUGAUGGACAGUCGCCCCUCUGGACAGCGUGUACACAUGGUCAUAAGAAAAUUGUGAAGCUGCUGCUGGGGUCCGCAGCGGACCCGAACUUAGAAUGCAACUCUGGAAACACCCCUUUGGGCAUGGCUUCCCGGAAUUGUCACAUGGAAACCGUGCGUGUGUUGCUGGACGCCGAUGUAGACAUAGUACGACAGAACAAGUGGGGCAAAACAGCCCUCAACCUGGCAGAAAAUGCCGGCCACAAGGAAAUUGCACGCCUCCUUGUGGAAGGGACUGGCUUUCCGGAGCCAAAGGCGAA